This is a messenger RNA of Aphanomyces astaci, 1100 nucleotides long. RefSeq lists its product as hypothetical. The coding region runs from base 25 to 972 and encodes 315 amino acids. The transcript has a single exon. Lineage: Eukaryota; Oomycota; Saprolegniomycetes; Saprolegniales; Verrucalvaceae. The record is from RefSeq and is a predicted model, not a curated record.
CUUCACACGAAAAUUGACUAGCUGAUGUACAGCAACCAGCCAUCGGCCCCGCCGUUGCAUUACCAGAGUGAGAGUUCCCGGAUCAACCAACCAGGAGCUCCAUCUCUCUCGUAUGCUGCCUACGGUGCACCUCCAGCUCCGUCGUACUCGCAGCAGCCGUCCUCGUAUGCGUGGCACCAGCCGCCGCCGCCACCCCGGGCUUCCAAAUCCGACGACAACUUGAUCUGGUACGCCAUCACGAGUCCGCUGCAGCCGCACACGUACUUGCUGAUCCUCUACUUUGCGUUCAACCUUGUGUUUGCCACGAUCGCGUUCGUGUCCGUGAUCGUUCUAAGCUCCGUCGGCGUCGGCCUUGUCCCAGUGUGUUGCCUUGGUCUCGUGGUGCUCCAAGGACUGCUGUAUGUCGUGCACUUGUUAGCGCACAUCGACGCCCGUCUAUACAACUGCACCGCGCAAGCCCACGAGCGUAUCGUCGUGAGCUUCGACGUGCCGCGCGAAGGUCUGUACCACCUCAGCGGCCAUCGCAUCUCGCCCGAUCUGUCCAACUUCUCUAAGGAAAGCCUCUGCGCCGUCUUCUACUUCCUCUUUAUCAAGUUUCCCCUCUCGCUCCUCUCGGCUAUCUUGGCGUCGAUUCCGCUCACGAUUGCCGUGAGCCUGCUCUCGUACCCGCUAUACAUGGACGACCUCUUAGGCCACCGCGGUAUCUUUGCGCACAUUCCCCCACCCAACGAGAUCAUCCUUCUUAACCAACCCAUCGAUCAGUGGCGGCCGUCGCAAGUCGUCGUGGCCGGAGCUGUGACACUGUACGUUGCCAUCGGGCUCCUCCACGCGCUGGCCUCGCUGGCCCGAUGGGCAACCAAGUUCUUUACCUGUGAGUUCUUUGCUACGUCAGGUGUCGUGCGCUUGUAUUCGACUUUGCCAUCUUAUGUCGCUGCCCCCACCCAAAGUGUUUCGAGCCAGUGGCCAAAUUAACUGAUGGAUGUGUUGAAAUAGACAGGGGAAAAAUACAACAACGCUAAUGGAUCCUUUGGAAAUAGUAUCGACUUGUUAAUUGAUGGUUGGAGGGACAGCUAAACAAGCUACUGUACAGGUUAUGUAAG